GGGUAUGUAAAUUCAUAUGUAGGCCUAUAAUAAAAUAUAACAAUGACUAAAGCGGUUUUUUAUAUACUAAAUUGUAUUACGCCGUCCAAGACAAGUGGUCUUUUAGACUGGCUGUUUACACUGGCCAAGUUUCCUUGUUUCUGCGGUACAUAUAUUUUCCCUCCCCAUGCGUUUGUUAUAUUCUUGGCUCUGCUUGGAGUUAUUGUCACGCUGGCUCAAAUAAGUUGUGUGCUGGUUGAUGGGGAAACCCUAUCAGAUCGAUUUCUUCCUCUACGGCCCGAAACAGAAACUCCAUUAAAGGAAACAACAGUCAGGGACUUCAAGCUGGUACUGACUGUAUUAGAGCUUGCGAUUUACGUCUGUCUCAUGGCUGGCUCUUAUCUGCACUCAAGCAUGUUGCUGAUGCCUUGGCUACUCAACAAACUGAUCCUUGUUACAGUAACAAUGCUGCUAACAUUCUUCAAGUUCUUCACUCAGAAGCCUAUGACUUUGUCCACCUUAAGAAUCAUUAGCUAUUUGACAGAGAUUCACAACUACUUGUAUGUCCUGUGUCUCUUUCACGAGAUAGUUAAACACUCAGGAGAAUCAGUUUGAAAUA
Messenger RNA from Macrosteles quadrilineatus (aster leafhopper), 598 nucleotides. RefSeq lists its product as uncharacterized. Lineage: Eukaryota; Metazoa; Arthropoda; Insecta; Hemiptera; Cicadellidae. The coding region runs from base 43 to 594 and encodes 183 amino acids. The transcript has a single exon. The record is from RefSeq and is a predicted model, not a curated record.